Messenger RNA from Salvelinus namaycush (lake trout), 573 nucleotides. Its product is annotated as zinc-binding protein A33-like. The record is from RefSeq and is a predicted model, not a curated record. The annotation marks the transcript as partial. The transcript is spliced from 3 exons. Gene Ontology annotation, molecular function: protein binding. NCBI's taxonomy places the organism in Eukaryota, Metazoa, Chordata, Actinopteri, Salmoniformes, Salmonidae.
GCCCGGCCCCGGUUAACGUUCGAUGUGGACACGGCCCACCCCAGUGUCUAUGUAUCCAGAGACAGAACCAUCGCAGUAGACUGUGAUAGCAUGGUCCCCUCCCAGCCCAACCCUAAGAGGUUCCUACAGUCUGUCAACGUGCUGGGGGCUCAGGGCUUCCAAGAUGGACGCCACUACUGGGAGGUAGGAGUGGGCAGCAAGACCAAGUGGGACCUGGGUGUGGCCUCGGAGAGGGUUGACCGUCAGGCCCGGGUCAAGCUGAGUCCUGAGAGCGGUUACUGGACCCUACGACUGAGAGAGGGAGACCAGUACUCUGCAGGCACACAGCCCUGGACACGGCUCCAGGUUGGGUGGUCUCCCCAGAGGAUAGGGGUGUUCCUGGACUGUGAUGAGAGGAAGGUGUCCUUCUAUAACGCUGAUGACAUGAGUCUCCUGUACUCCUUUAGUAACGGCACCAGAGGCAGAGUUCUGCCGUUCUUUAGCCCCUGUGUCUUUGAUACUAACCAGAAACCACAGCCUAUACAGCUACUGCACUAUCCUCCUGUUGACCUGUUAGGACAGGUGUGUCUUUGA